GUUGUUUACGUCAAUAUCAGUGUCUAAGAGUCAAGGCCCAACAAGAAAUGGAACCUUUUCCCGACCAGUUCAUGGAGUUCCACCCUAUCCACGGAACCAACGUGCAACUGGACCCCUUGUCCACGCAGGCCACGCGGGUCGAAAGCUUUGCCAAUGGAGUAUGCUUCAGCAAACACCCCCUCAAGCCAGGGGAGAUAUUCCUCAUAGAGAUCGAGGACAAGGAGCUCGGCUGGUGUGGCCACCUCCGGAUAGGCCUGACCGCCAAGGACCCCAUGAGCUUGGAGGUGGUUCCUGAAUACUCUAUACCGGAAUUGACAGACCAGGGCGACAGCUGGGUUUUCGCUAUCACUCGCAACCACAAUAAAAUCGUGGAGGAGGUCGACGAGGGAGAAGGUGGGCAGGAUCCCGCGGGGGGUCACAGACUGGGUCAGGGGGAGGAGGAAAAUGAAGGUGACACAAACAACAAACCUAAAACUUUUUUCACUGACUCUCAUUUGUACAUUGAGAACGUCCGGAUCCCCAGAGACAAGCUGGUUGGCCGCAGCCGACCUGGACGUUACAGCCACAUUCUGGACGACUUGUACAAGACUAAUGCGCUUCCGCCGACAGCCAGACGUAGCCGGAUAGGAGUUCUGUAUGUAUCCAAAGGCCCACAUCUAGCUGACAUGCACAUUGUCAUUAACGGGGAGGACAUGGGGGCUUCUGCGAGAGGCAUCCCCACCACGGAGCCCAUUUAUGCCGUAGUGGACGUGUUUGCUGCUACUAAGUGUGUCAGGAUUGUGCAGGUGGAGUAUGGAUUCUCAUCCUUGCAGACACUGUGCAGAAAGUCCAUCCAGAAACACAUCGUCCACAGAAUGGCCAUUGACUGGUUGGCCCUGCCAGAAGCAUUAAAGCACUACUGCAAGUAUGAGUGAGGACUGAGGAUCUUCCGUGGGAACUAAACUGAGACUCUAUAGAUAUUGUGAAUGGAUGCUGUUUGUUAGACCAGGAUGCUUAAUUGCGGAACUAAAAGCCAGUUCACCUAAAAGAAGUGACAGCUUCAUUCAGCUGGAAGACUUUUUGUCCAUUUGUGUCCAUUCAGAUGAACUUGUGAGGUCAGAGGUCAUUGAGGGAGCUAUGAGGCGUAGCUCGGUUGGUAGAGCGGCCGUGCCAGCAACUUGAGGGUUCUGGGUUCGAUCCCCGCUUCUGCCAUCCUAGUCACUGCUGUUGUGUCCUUGGGCAAGACAGUUCGUCCACCUGCUCCCAGUGCCACCCACACUGGUUUAAAUGUAACUUAGAUAAUGGGUUUCACUAUGUAAAGCGCUUUGAGUCAAUAGAGAAAGGCGCUAUAUAAAAUAUAAUUCACUUAUAAGGGCUCAGUGGGGUCUUCCACAUCCAGACUCAUCCAACCGUGCCUUUAAAUCUCGGAAAAAAGGCCUUCCCCAAUCAUUCCCAUAAUUUUGGAACCACAAUACAGAUUAAAUUGUGCCAAUGUGAUAUAUUUUUUUAAGAAUAUUGGUUGAUUAAAAAUAACUGAAACUUUUUUUUUUUUCUACUUUUUAUUGACAUCUUCUCCCUUAAUUUAGUACAGUGUUACCUCAACUGAAGAGUAUUUUGAAAUAAGUUGUGCCGCUAAUUGUUAUGCUUUAAGUUGCAAGCAAAAAUCUGAUACACGCAUCUCACCAGCUAGAGAUGGACAUAGCUUUGUCUUUGCAACCAUGGUAAGGAAAAAAGUGAGUUUGAAGGACAAUGCUGAGAAGAAGUAGUGUAUGAUAUUAUUUGAAUUGAAAAAAUAAAUAAUCAAAAAC
This is a messenger RNA of Entelurus aequoreus (snake pipefish), 1787 nucleotides long. It is a transcript of the gene neurl2, whose product is annotated as neuralized E3 ubiquitin protein ligase 2. The transcript has 2 exons. Bases 48 to 914 code for a protein of 288 amino acids. The record is from RefSeq and is a predicted model, not a curated record. Gene Ontology annotation, biological process: intracellular signal transduction. Gene Ontology annotation, molecular function: ubiquitin protein ligase activity. Lineage: Eukaryota; Metazoa; Chordata; Actinopteri; Syngnathiformes; Syngnathidae.